AUGCCACCUUGGGGACUGGCAAAAAAGCCUGUCAAGUUGUUCCUUAAUUUCUCAUUUGGACAGUUUCUUUCUCAGCCUUUGGAAGAUGAUCAAAUUAUAAUAACUUCCAAUGGCAUUGGAUGUAAAGAUAUAUAUUUCAACAUUGAUAAACUAAAUGCAUUGUUAUCUGAAAGUGGAAUACCUGUGGUUUUCUGUGUUGCCUAUAUUGCUGAAGUUGUCAUUUCCCUUCCAUGGAGUGUCGAAAUCAAGGGGAUCGAUUUCGUUAUUCAAGCAUUAUCAGAAGUUUCCUCACCAUCUGGAACAGAUGAACUAUUCAAUUCAAUGAUAUCUAGUGUAUCAACCGCAGCUUUUGCUGUAGCCAAAGCUGCAAAGGAUUCUACAAUCCCUGACAAUUUUUUCGAGGAAACAUUUACUCGUACAUCAGACGAUGUUGAUCUUAAUGAUAAAGAAAAAAUUCCAAAAAGUUUACAAGAGCAAGCUUAUCAAUUUUUCGAAAAUCUUACAGCUGCUGCCGAAACUAUGAAUGUUGGUACAAAAGGUGCAAGCUCUUACGUUGAUCAGGACAGUAAACAAAGAAUUGCUCAUAUGAUCGAUUCAUUGAUUGCACAAACCACUAUAAUUCUACGCGAUGUUAGUAUUCGUAUUGAAUGUGAAUUAAGACUUCCUGGAAUAGAUCGUGCCUCAGGAUUAACCUUAACCAUUAAACAUUUAUCUAUUUCAAAUCAAUAUAAGACUGAAGAAAAACAACAAUCAACUCCAUCGAAUACAUCCAGCAGUGGUCGUUGGUCAUGGUUAUGGUGGUGGCAAAGUUCAAACAACAAUAACGUCCCUACCGGAAAUAGCUCAGUAUCAUCAUCGUCAUCUACUAAUUCUACCUCUACACCAGCCGGAAGUUUAUCAACCAUGUUGCAUAAAAUUAUCCACUUGGAAGAGGCUGAUUUAUUCUGGGAUUUAUGGAGUACUUCUGGUCAUGUGCAAGGUUGUUCAAGCUUGUGUAGUUCACUAGAUCCAAGCCAACCUCCAUGCUCUCCACUUCCUAACAAGACAUGUGGUCCAACAGCUGAUACACUUGUCUCAUCAGCUAAACUUCUAACAUUAUCUGGUUCAGAGCAUACAGCGCGAUUGAGUUUACGUGUUGGUUCCGCAUUGAAGGUGUCACACAGCCCUACACCUUCAAAUAUACAAUCAGAUGAUCUACCACGAACGAUUAAUACUACUACUAGCAACUCUAACACCAACUUGGUUAAUAUGUCAGACUUUCAGUUACGUUUACAUGUGGACUUGGGACCUAUUGUUGCUUGUGCUUAUCCUAGUCAAUUUUACUGGUUACACAUGAUGAUUGGUCAACUUGUACAUAUUUAUGACGAUUAUAUAGAACAUAGUAAAAAGAUAUCAGAACAAACUAAACUAGAAAAUGAUAUGACAUAUUACUAUUCUGAUUUGUUAACAAAUAAUAAUUUAUCAAAUGUAAUGGAUGAGAAUGGUUGUAUCAGUGUGGCUACAUCAACUUUGAAUAAACAUAUUGGUGAUUAUUCAGACCAUAGAGACUAUCAAAAACCCCAUUCGCCUUUGCGUAAUAAACCUAGAGAAGCUCAUCUAAUUGAUUUAGAUUUAACACCGAGCCAAAUCAACCCUCAAAAUCUAACCUCUACAAUGUUAAAUAGUGAAUUAUUCCGCUCCUGUUUGAGUGAUGUGUCAACUACUACGAUGUAUGGAGAUACUGCCAUUCCAAACCAACAUUUUGAUCAUCUCUACUUACCAAAACCUGAUGAUUCAGCUCAAGUGGCUACAAAAUGUAGUAUGUCAGUAAAUAUACUAUGUAUAGCUUUUGUAGCCUUUUAUGAAGAUGAAUCUGUAUUGACACGUGAACAGAUAGCUGAAGGAACUUCAUUUUCAGCAUCAUCAUCUAAUAUGAACUCCUCUGUACAUAAUUGGCGAUCAGAUGAAGAGAAGUUAUUAAAAAAAGAUGAUUCACUAGGAUUGAAUGAACAAGAUUCACUAAAUGCUGAUGAGAUAAAUGAUACAAGUACAUUACCAGAACAUCAAUCACGUAAUUAUGGUGAUAAUAAAUAUUAUGGUCAUAAUAAUAACGAUAAUUCUGCUGGCUCUUACUCUACAACAACUGGUUGUGCAGCGAUAUUACCAGGGCCAUCCAUAUUUUUUGGACGAUUUCAUGGUCUCAUACCAACUCCAAAUUGUCGGUUGAAAUCUGAUAGUGGUCGCAAUCAAUUAGAUGAUAACGAAGACGAGGUAGAUAUGCUGCAUUCUAAGUGUCAACCGAUGAUUAUUAACCGUCAAGAUGUAGAUACAGGUCGUAUGUCUCCUUCGGAAUGGGUAUCACAUUUGAAAUAUCAAUUUUCCAAUAUGGCUUAUCCUCGUGAUCAUCUAUGUUUCGUCGGUGGUUUAUGGCAUAUGGAACUUUCUAAUAAUUUUUUGGUUAUACCACGUGGUCCAUCGAUAAAUCAAUACUACUCCUCCACUCAGUUAUGCUUUAAUAUCCAACUUUUUGGAGUUCACUUAUCAGAGUGUUUAUUUCCUAGUCAAACCAUCACGACAACAAAGAAAACAAAUGAACUGAGGAACAAAAUAUAA
Messenger RNA from Schistosoma mattheei, 2592 nucleotides. NCBI's taxonomy places the organism in Eukaryota, Metazoa, Platyhelminthes, Trematoda, Strigeidida, Schistosomatidae. The record is from the annotation of a GenBank genome assembly.